AUGUCGGAUUCUACCAAUACUGGUCAAGAUACCGCUGAUGUUGCCCUUACUGAGCAGAUGGCAGCAGGAACAUCUAUUGUGAAUUCAUCUGGAUCUAUCAAUACUAUUCAAACUACUUCUAUUGAUGCCCCCCAAUCUGGAAAUGAUGCACUUCAAUUCUCCGGGUCCGGGAAUGAUGGCCGUCAUAGGAUCCGUAGGGUUGCUCCUACUAACAGUAUUGGGCCUAUGCUUAUCGGCAGUCAUCUUGGUCUCGGAGCAUUUGGUGACCUGCUCAUUCCGUUGGCUGAUCCUCGGCAACCUAUCCAACAAUCAAACACCGCCAUCGACACUCCGAGCAGUGAUGUCCACACUUUGCAGCGUCGCAUGGCCACCCUGCGUAGGAUCCAACACGCGGCACGGACGUUCGUUAACACGGCACCUCAGCUUCAACAUCGCGGUACCUCCGACGUGUUAUCAGGGCUCCAUGAAAGCGUGCAAAGAUGGAAUCACUUUGAUACCGCUACUAUGGUUGGCGAGAUUAUGCGUGCUACUGCAGAUAUCGAGGCACUUAACUCGGCACUACUGGCCAUGAGAAUGACCGGUGCUACGGAGUCCGUGAGUACUAUGGCGUUUGAUGUUAGACAUGGAGCUCUGCUGAUAUAUAUGUUAAAGAUGCCCACUCCUACCCAGAUUAACAAUGGUGUAACCGCUGCGGCAUUCCUGGACGCAAUUGCGUCAAUGGCCACUGAGAUCGGUGUGUUUCACGAACCAGAAUCUCAUGCUUAUCAUACGGUCGUUCGGUCAGGUGGUGUCGUUCGUGUUAUUCCAGCCCACCCCCUGAACGUUAUCCAGCCUGUCGCCGCGAUGGGCCUUGCUGAUGGGUCGGCUUCCGCUAUCUCCGCAACCCGCUCAGGCCUUACUACAACCAGCGAACCAGAGAUUAUGGGUCUCUCGGACACACAGCUCACUGAACUCGAGCGGCUUCGCGUAGCGAUGGUAGCCGUGUUGUCUCUGUCUGUUGGGCGCUUCCAUAUUGUUCCUCCGACCCCAGCAAACUCCUUGUCGAACCUUUCCCCACCCCCGUCCCCACCGCCUUCAGAUUCAUCAAGCGGUUCCUCUUCGUCAAUUCCUUCUGGAUCUCGCCCAAGUACCCCGGUGAACUCCAUUAUAGAUACUGACGCGGAGCUGAUGGGAAGCCUUGAAGGCCUUCCCCAGAUGGUCGGCGUACUUAUUCUUGAGUUGGUCGUCGAGCAUAACUGGUGCUCACAGGUGAGUGCUGAGAUUGCUUGUACUCGAGCAGGAUACGUCGAGUUGGGAGAAUUGGAGGGGGAGAAUAGUACUGAAGCAAGGGCGAGAGAGGCUAUCUGGGCCCAACAAGAGGAGACUUUGAACAUUGCUCGGGAUGCCGUCCGCGCGGCCCAAGAGGACCUUUUGAACGAGGAGGGUCAAGACCAAUGGGUUGGGUGGCAGCGCGAGUAUUAUCUGAGGGCUAUCUAA
This is a messenger RNA of Morchella importuna, 1476 nucleotides long. RefSeq lists its product as uncharacterized. Bases 1 to 1476 code for a protein of 491 amino acids. NCBI's taxonomy places the organism in Eukaryota, Fungi, Ascomycota, Pezizomycetes, Pezizales, Morchellaceae. The transcript has 5 exons. The record is from RefSeq and is a predicted model, not a curated record.